AUUACGCCCUCAAAUUUACCAAAAAAUUAACUGCACUCUUGAAAAAUAAAUUGUACCGUAAAUAUAUAUUUAAUAUAUGUAUUAUUUAAAUAUAGAAUAAAAUGUUGCCGAUAUUGCCUCGAAGGUGAUUUUUUUUUACGUGAAAUUCUCCGGCGGAAUUACAAUUUCCGGAAAAAAUUGGUAAAAUCGGCAGUAUAAUUCAGCAUUUUACUGUGUGCGCAUUGAUUUACCAAGUUCUUACUUUGCCAAAAAAUAAAACUCUAUAGGAGCGACUUCCAUGCCGAAAAUCACGAUGGUAAAAUUCUGCGCACUAUGUUAAUUUCUAAAAUAAAAAAAAAUUUGAGUUGUUUCCCUUUCGCUGUGUAAACAGUAUGACGUCACCGUAGUGACAAACGCAGACGAAUGAUCGGGGUGACCGAGUUUAAUUUGGAGAAAUCCAAGACUGCCACUUUUGUUUAUAGGUAAGUUUAAAUCCAUACAAUUGUACAGUGUCAAACUGCCAUGAAAAAAGAACUAAACCUGUCCCUCUUCUUCAUUUGCAUGUAGAGACGACUUGAACACAAAAUGCACACAAUUAAAAUCGUCUUCUGGUACUGUAACACUAUGUAAGCGAUUUCACUAUUUUUUAGUAAUCCACCUACAUUGUGUAAUUAAUACACUCAUUAAAUAGAACAUUUUAUUCAGUAUGGUUACAUAUACAUGCAUUUUUAAUGGUCAAUUUGAAGGUUACAGAUGUAUAUCGAUAUGCACUCGUACAGUACUGGUACGCCAGUAGCAGUUUAGGGUAGGCCUAUAACAAUAAUGGACAAUUUUCGUCGUCAGUUGUGAAUUUGUGCACUUGAUCACAGUUUAUCAAUGGACGUUUGGUCAUAUUUUUUAUAAUUUGUUCAUUAUGAGAGGUAUGUAGCGCAUUUCACACAUGCACCGUGUGUCUCCCUAUAAACAAUUGGAAAGUACCUGUUACUAUAAAUAGAUUUACUUGGCGUAUUGAAUUUAGCAUGUUUAGGUAGCCAACUUUAUAAAAUAGAUUUGUGGAACUACUUUUAUACGAACUUUGGUAUGUGAUGAAAAAUAUACUCAUGUUAAUGUCCAAUAGAUAAUUUGUUAUUAAGGUUACAAGUUAUUUUACAGCUUUAAACUGUUAAAACUAGAAUUACAUGUAUAUCUGGAUAUAUUUGCUAAAGAUAUUAUGUCAUAUCUGUACGUGUGUAUACCGGUACGUAGCUGUUAGAACACUUGAUACAAAUUAUUUUUUUAUAGCUAUAUGUAUUAACGAAUGAAAAGACAAAAUAUUAUGAAGUUUUAAUAUUGUAUUGUCUAUGAUGUCCCAUAUUUAGUCAUGUACAUUAAUUGUGUGAGCAUUUUAACAGGUGAAUGUAUAUAGUGUUAAUGUAUGAGACACUUCAAAAAAUAUAUUUUAACUUAAAUUUGCUUUAAUCUUGGCCCCUGGUAGGUUAGGCGAUUAAAGGAAAGUUUGACAAUGAUGAAAAAUUACAUAGAAAAUGAAAAAAAAAACUAAUUAACUGUUUAUUUGGUUCAUUAUAUUUAUGAAUUAUAAAGGGCAAUAUUGGGUAUUGUAGAUUCAAGUUUAUUCAAUACAUGACCAUGGCCUAAGAAAGAUAUGACUGCCACAACAACUAGAGUACAAUAGUUUCACCUAGGCAUGGGAAAAGAACUCUUUAAGCAUAUGAGGAAAAGAGAAUAUCCUUGUGUUUGCUGUAAGAAACGAACAAACCAGAGAGAUCGACGUACUGUGACAGCUGCACAACGACUAGUUCUCCAGAAGUGGACUGUAGGCGAUGUGUCUGAGGAUGAGGUGUUGUGUAGUUUGUGUCGGGUGAAGGUACAUUCUCAUCUUAAGCGGAGGAAAAAUGAACAACAAAACUUGGAGCAUGAGUUAAGAGACACAGCUCCCUUCUCUCCUCCAGAGAGGAAGCAAAUUAAUGCUAGGAAUGCUGCCAUUCACAGUCCUCCAUCAGUAACCCUGACAGUGCCCUCCACAUCUUCCAGUCAUUCUAGCUGCUUCAUCUGCUGAAAACCUGGGCCAAAGUUGGUUGUGGUGUCAUCAAAUGAACGUCACUCUGUUUUUUUUACAACAAGGAGUAUUGAUUCCGCCAGGUUCAAGAUGCUGCACACGUCAUCUCCCCAAUGGAAGAUUCACUGAAGAGGCACUAGAAAAAAUUUCUUCAUUUUCAGAAACAUCUACACUUAACAGGACAUCUAUUGUUGAUAUGCUUAUGUAUCUAAGGGACAUUGCUCUGCUAAAUGGAGGGAAAAGAAUAGACUUUGAUGAUCCAAAUGCAUUGAGUGACCAAGAGUAUGUCAACCUCACUGGAAUAAAUAAAGUCUCCUUUGAUGAUCUGCUAUCAGCUGUAGAUGGAAAGGUAAAGAACACAUCCACUCGCAGUGUUAGAACCAGCCUUGGAAUUUUUCUUCUUAAGAUGAGAUGUGGUCUGUCCAAUGAAAUGCUGUCAACACUAUUAAAUGUUUCAAAGUCAAGCAUUCGUCGCGCCAUCUCGGUAGUGAGGAGAACACUGAUGGAGACAUUUGUACCAAACAAUGUUGGGUUUCAGCACAUCUCCAGAGAGGAUGUUAUAAAUAAGCAUACCAGGCCAUUAGCAGAGUCUCUUUUUGGUGGUACUGGCACCCAAGCCAUUCUUGUUUUAGACGGCACAUACAUUUAUAUACAAAAAAGUAUGAACUUUGCCUUUCAAAGGAAAUCAUAUAGCAUGCAUAAGGGUCGUCCAUUGGUGAAGCCAAUGAUUGUUGUAACAACUAGUGGCUAUUACCUCUCUGUUCUUGGACCAUAUGUAGCGAAGAACAAUGAUGCUGCAAUCUUGAGCCACAUCAUGAAGACUAACAAAGAAGAUGUGUUGAAGUGGAUUGAAGAGAGAGAUGUGUUUGUUGUAGACAGAGGCUUUCGGGAUUCCUUGACAUUACUUGAAGACCUUGGAUUAGUAUCUGCCAUGCCUGCAUUUAUGAAGAAAGGUGAAAAGCAAAUGUCAACAGCAGAUGCAAAUACAAGCCGUUUAGUAACCAAGAUACGCUGGGUGGUAGAAUCUGCUAAUGCGAGGAUAAAGAGGUGGAAGUUUUUUGACCGCGUCCUUCCUUCGUCCCAGGUGCCAUUCAUUAGUGACUUCAUCAAGAUUGUGUGUGGAAUAUCAAACAAGUACUUUCCACCUUUGUCAACUGGUUGCACUGAGGAAGACUCUCUUGUAGCAGCUAAGAUGCAGUACCUGUCCAGACAAAUCAAUCAACUAAAAGAGGAAGUAGAAGAAAGGAAACUGGAUACCCGCUCAGCGAUCUGGAAACACCCUGACGAGCUUCAGGAUUUUCCUCGUCUUGAUGAAGAUCAACUUCGAGAGUUGACCUGUGGCACAUAUCAAGUGAAGCUUGCUAGUAGUUACGCAGAGGAACACUUUGGGAAUGGAUGUGAUAUCAUGGUUCAUAAAGAAGACCCGUCCUUGAUAAGAGUCAGGAUUAGGAGCCGGCAUAUUUCCUCAAAGUCUUACUUUCUUUGGAUACGAUAUGAUGAGGGAAGCGUGAUUGGAUGGUAUUGUAGAUGUCGUGCUGGGGCAAGAGUAGUUGGUAUGUGUGCCCACAUUGCCGCAGUUUUAUGGUAUAUUGGUUUAGGACGUGACAUGGAGUCCUUAAGAUCUGUAAGGGACUGGAGCAAGUUCAUUGAUGAUGCAGCUGUUAUUCCAGAUGCAAUUGAUGAGUCAGAAUCAGAGGAUGAUUCCUCAGAGUGCUUGAAUGAACAAUAGACUGCCUGUUCUUCAUAGAUAUAAAUGUGUACCAUACAUGUAUAUACAUGCUACCUGCAUUGCCAAUUGCCUCAAUUUUUAUUAUGAUCUAUUCAGUUAUUGUUAUAAUAUUCUGCAGUCUAUUUUGUUGAAGUAGACUGAAUUAAUAUUAACCUUAAUUCAUUUAGGGAAGCGGAUUUACAUGAAAACUUUUGUGUGAGUUUAAUGUUGGAUGCAUGCAGAAAUAAUCUGCCCCAGAUGUAAACAACAGUUUUUUUUCAAGUAAAUUAGCUAGUGUGGUUUUAUGUCAAAGGCGGAAAUUGGCCAACCAUAUGUAUAGAUAUGCUAUAAGUUUAAUCAAUGUCAAUUAAUUUUUUUUGUGUAAUUCAUGUACUUAAAAUAUCUGAUGCAGUUACCCAGUACAUGUAUUUAAAUUGGAAUUGCACUAAUUAUGGUAUUACUCUUGAAAGUAAACUGUUUAAUUACCAAAUUAAUUUUGUUAACAUUCUGACAGUUUGUUAUUGUCAUUUUUCAUAGAGGUAUGAUUUUUUGUUCAAUUAAUGUUGUGUGUGUUACAGAGAAAAAAAUUGUAGUAGUAUAAACUUUCUUUGUAGUUUUUCUUUAAACACGCACAUUUCAACUAAAUAAUUUAUUUGUACAGUGAUAAUUUUCUUGAUACACUGUAUCUUGUUUAAGCCUCAGUUUUAUGCAUAAAAUAAUUAUUUCAUCCCCCAAGGUUGUUUCCUCAUAGUAGUUUUGCUAGACAGUCAAGAAAUCGAAUAUUAUGAAUUUAUUUAGACUUUUUAAAAUUCAACAAGACAGCUUUUUUGUAAGCAUGUUAAUUAAAUUAUUUUACAAUUGGUUAGAAAUUACAAAUGAUUUGAUCAUCUUUAUUGAAUAUGUUUUUGGGGAGAUGAGGCAUGUUUAAUUUAUCUUUGCUAUCACCAUGAUCACACAUUUUGUAGUGAUAUGUGCCAGUUUACUCAGAAUUGUACCUUAAAAGGUACAUUGGAUAUGUUACAAGCGCUGAGAAAAUUAAACACUUCAUAGGGCCUAGCCUUUCAUUUUCAUUCCACACUUUGUUGGAAAUAUUUAAAGGAUAAUCACUUUUAGAUUUCAUGGAUUAUUUUGUUAUAUUACAUUGUUGACUUCAGAGCAACAUAUACAUGUAGACCGACUGUUUGUCCAUUUGUCUAUCAAACCUCAUAUCUUGACCAGAGGUACAAAUUUCAUAUUUAUUUGGCUCAUGUAUCACAUUGAAAAAAAGACUGUAUACAGUAUAUAUAAAUUAAACUUUAAAAUGCUUUUUGGCAUAGGUACUGGUUUUUCUUUUGAGCAUGUUCAAAAUAACAUAUAGGCAUGUAAAUAUAUUGUCUAUCUGAUCUUGAUUUGGGCUUAUUUGAAAAAAAAAAGUACUUAAAAUCAUUGAUAUAUAUCAAGAAUUUUGUGAAGUUUGACUUGCAUGUAACUAGUAUUUUAGUAAGAAUGUUUCUCAAAUGUUUUAAUGACUUGAACCAAACAUGCGCCAUAAGUUCCAAAGCUUUCUGUUGGCAGUUGAACAUCCAUCAACCACAAGAAAACUUCUGUUAUUCUCGACGGAAAAAAACCCAAAAGAAGUUCUGUGAUUAAAUAAAAAAGUCAUUUAAUUGUGCUUUAACAAAGAUUUCAUUUAUAGCUGUAUUUUUCUAAAAACAGAAUCAAUAUAAUAUGGAAUAAUGUUUUUUGAUUGUGAGUCUUGAAAAUUGUUAAAUCUAACUUGUUUAAAUAUUAAUAAAAAUAAUCCCAACAAACUGUUGUUGACUUGAUAGAAAAGAUUUGAUGGAGGUCUGUGUUGUUUUGAUUCUUUUGUUAGUUCUGGAUACUUAUCCCGACUUUUUGGCUGAUAAGUCUUUAAAUUUAAAUUGCUGAAAUAAAAAAAUUAAACUGUGAACUGUUAAUUUGGAAACAAAAUGAAUCUAUUUCAAAUUAAGUAUGGAUUAAUAUAACAUUCCACCUUCUUAAAUUGUCCAGGUCCUAAAGAUAUGUGACGUCAUGACGUUGCAAAUAUGCGACGUAACGAUAGCAUAACCAUGCUAUAUUCAACAACCUGGUGUGGGGUGAUUAAAUGUCUGACUAAAUUUAUUUUGAUAAAUUCUUAUUCUACACGUUCUUGAGUCGAUAUUGUAAAAAAAUUAGCUAAUUUGAAAGAGGGCCAAUUUUUAAGGGAAGUGAACCAGG
Magallana angulata is the source of this 5960-nucleotide messenger RNA. RefSeq lists its product as uncharacterized. Bases 2070 to 3764 code for a protein of 564 amino acids. The transcript has 4 exons. Gene Ontology annotation, molecular function: zinc ion binding. NCBI's taxonomy places the organism in Eukaryota, Metazoa, Mollusca, Bivalvia, Ostreida, Ostreidae. The record is from RefSeq and is a predicted model, not a curated record.